Lycium barbarum (goji berry) is the source of this 756-nucleotide messenger RNA. Its product is annotated as 17.3 kDa class II heat shock protein-like. Lineage: Eukaryota; Viridiplantae; Streptophyta; Magnoliopsida; Solanales; Solanaceae. The transcript has a single exon. Gene Ontology annotation, biological process: protein folding; response to heat; protein complex oligomerization. The record is from RefSeq and is a predicted model, not a curated record. Bases 118 to 591 code for a protein of 157 amino acids.
UACCCCCAAACAUCCCCUGCAAUCAGAAACUAAACCCGAUUUGAACAACUCCAAGCACAAAAUAACACAUUACAAAAUUUUCUUAGGAUUAAAACCAGUUGAUCAAAGAAGAGGGAAAUGGAUUUCAGGCUAAUGGGUACUGACACGCCACUCUUUCACACUCUCCAGCAUAUGAUGGACGCCGCAGGUGACGAUUCCGAUAAGACCGUGAAUGCCCCAUCAAGGAACUACGUUCGUGACGCUAAGGCCAUGGCUGCAACACCAGCAGACGUGAAAGAGUAUCCAAAUUCAUACGUUUUUGUUGUAGACAUGCCAGGGUUGAAGUCUGGAGAUAUAAAGGUGCAGGUGGAAGAUGACAAUGUGCUGAUGAUAAGUGGAGAAAGGAAGAGAGAGGAAGAGAAAGAAGGGGCUAAGUAUAUCAGAAUGGAGAGAAGGGUUGGGAAACUCCUGAGGAAGUUUACUCUGCCGGAGAAUGCAAAUACUGAUGCAAUUUCUGCUGUUUGUCAAGAUGGGGUUCUGACUGUCACUGUUCAGAAGUUUCCUCCUCCUGAACCAAAGAAACUGAAGACCAUCGAGGUCAAAAUUGCUUGAAUGUAGAGGAGUAGGUGCUCUGUUUUUUAUGCUUGAUGGUAGUAUGAUGUAGUAAUAAAGUGAUAGACAUCUAGGAUUGCUGUUCUUUUCCUCUUUCUUCGUGUUUUCCAUGUUUUGUCAACUACUAUUAUCAAUGCGAUGUGAGGGAACUAUAUGUUGUGUUAA